AUGCAACUGUGAUUGCAUAUCCAACACGAAUGUCACAAUAUUAUAAUUCUCAAAUUUGUCCUUGUAUUCAAUCCCUUUUCUUAUAUUUCAAUCAAAAGGCAUCGUCUUCGCGUUCGAUUCUUCUCCGCUUCCGGCGAAUGGGCAUUAGGGUUCUGCGCCUGCUGGAGGCUCCCUUCGGCGUUUGAAUUGCUGGAAAGAGGAAGAGGAGAGGGAAAGUUUGUCCGAGGGAGCUCAAAGGGUUGAAGAGAAGCCGACUGUUUUGAAAGUCAACUCAUUCAAGAUACGUUUUCUUAACUGUUACAGUUGAUUGGUAAUUUUUGAAUACAUAACCUUUAUUUAUAAUCCUUUCCCAUCCUUCUGCAUCUUCCAUUACAGUCAUCAACUUUUCUUAUGGUAUUAUUCUCACAGGGAAGAUACACUUUUUUUAGGUUUCCCAUUUGAAAGAACUCAAGGGCUUCUUUUGGUCUUCAUAUUUAUUUAUAUCAUUUUAUACAGGAACUUGGCUUUCUAAUACUCUAAACAUGUUGACAUGUAGCUUGUAAAACUUUAAAUAUUGUAAUUGUAUCUAUUCUGUUCUACUCUGCUCCAUUAAUUCAAAUCUAUUUCUCUCUUUUGCAUCUCCAUGUUUUUCCAUUUCAUUGCCAUUCUGUCUUAGCUAUGCAUGUUACAACAUAUUUUGUUGUAUUAUUUUCAGUUUUGCCUUCCGCUUCCAUCUAUAUAUAGGUCAUAUUGGAAACUCAUUGAGUUGCAAGCAUAAAAAGUUCAAAAAGCAUGACCUCUCCAACUGCACAGUUUGUCACCUCAAGAAGGUUGGGUCUAUAUGAACCGAUCCACCAGAUUAGCAUGUGGGCAGAUUUCAAAGGUAAUGAAUUUCCAAAUGCAUCUGUAUCUAUGUUCGAUGAGGUGCUCACAGAGCUCAACAACCAGUCAGAAGAUAAUUCCCGAGGAACACUAGGACUACCUUCAAAAAAGUUUGACCAAGAAGCAGCUAAACCUGCUGAGAAGGUACUUAGGCGUCUUGCACAGAACCGUGAGGCUGCUCGCAAGAGUCGGUUACGAAAAAAGGCUUAUGUUCAGGAGUUAGAAACAAGUCGUGCGAAAUUGAUUCAAUUGCAAGAAGAGCUAGAACGCAUUAGACAACAGGGUCUGUAUAUAGGUGGUGGAUUAGAUACUAGUCAUCUAGGGUACUCUGCAAAAUCAGGUAUUAUGGCAUUUGAGAUGGAGUAUGAGCAAUGGCUGGAAGGACAAGAUAAGCAAGUUUGUGAUUUAAAGACUGCUAUGAAUUCUCAUCUAGUUGAUAUGGAGCUUCGCAUCCUUGUUGAUGAUGCCAUGCAACACUAUUUUCAUCUAUUUGACAUGAAAGCAAAUGCUGCAAAGGCUGAUGUCUUGUAUAUUAUGUCUGGCAUGUGGAAGACAUCUGCUGAACGCUUUUUCUUAUGGAUUGGAGGGUUUCGACCUUCAGAGGUUCUAAAGGUUCUUUGGCCACAGCUUGACCAGUUGACCGAACAACAAAAGUUCGAAAUCCAUAACCUUAGACAAUCAUGUCAGCAAUUGGAAGAUGCUCUUACACAUGGUCUGGAUAAACUCCAGCAAACUGUGUCUGAGGCUGCAUCAGCUGGUCAACUGGGUGACGGAGGUUACAUCCCACAGGUGAUGACUGCAGUGGAGAAUUUGGAAGCUUUGGCUAGCUUUGUGGCUCAGGCAGAUCAUCUUCGCAAGGAAACGCUGCAACAGAUGUCUCGCACCCUAGACACCCGCCAGGCAGCUCGGGGCCUGGUUGCCCUCGGAGAGUACUGCCAGCGCCUUCGGGCUUUGAGCAUGCUUUGGGCUGCUCGUCUUCACGAGCCUGCCUAGUCGUUAAGGGAAGAAACCAGAUUCAAGUUUUGGCGCAUAACCACGUACCGGUGGAAAUCAUAUGGGCCAGCAGCCCAUAUAUGAGAUCGCUUGUAAGCUUCAAUCAGUCCUAUGUAUGAACAUAAUCCAGUCCCUCCUGCCUGCUGCUGCUGCUGCUGGUGUUUGUGGUGCGGCCUCCCCGUCCUCCCUACCAAUUGAGAAGUUGUAUAUAGGAAUGCCUAUUUUUAUGAAUAAGACGUGUUUGUUUGUGAAUUUAGUUUACAGUGCUUGUGGGUUACUUAUACCUUUUUUUUUUUUUUUUUUGUUGUUGUUGAGAAGGCCUGGUUCUAAAUAGAGUGCCUUUAGAUGGAACUCAAAUCAUGUAAAUUACAUGUUAUAAAA
Diospyros lotus (date-plum) is the source of this 2235-nucleotide messenger RNA. Its product is annotated as transcription factor TGA1-like. Bases 772 to 1854 code for a protein of 360 amino acids. The record is from RefSeq and is a predicted model, not a curated record. Gene Ontology annotation, molecular function: DNA-binding transcription factor activity; sequence-specific DNA binding. NCBI's taxonomy places the organism in Eukaryota, Viridiplantae, Streptophyta, Magnoliopsida, Ericales, Ebenaceae. The transcript has 9 exons. Gene Ontology annotation, biological process: regulation of DNA-templated transcription; DNA-templated transcription.